AUGAAUUUUACUGCCAAUGCUGUCUAUAAUAAAGCUUAUCAACGUUCAUUGAAUAUAAACGGUACUUUAUAUAAAAUAAGUCCACAAAAAAAAGUUUGGUUUACGAUUGAAAAUGGUACACUAUUUGGUUUACCACUUUUCGGAGACCAUAGUGGUCCAUUUUUUAUUCUAUUUCAACAAAACGAAAACUUAGGAAAGAACAUGAUUGAAUUACAAUUAAUAUUUGAUUUUCAAUUACCAUCAACGUUAUAUUAUCCAUCAAAUCAUUUAUUAUUAGGUUUAUUUAAUAUAUCAUCAACAUUAUAUCAUUCAUCUAUUCAUAAUCGAUAUUUAUUAAUUCGUACAUUGUCACAAGCUCUAAGUGUUAGUGAACAAACAUUGACUGUACAUAAAAUAAAUGGUUCAAUGAUAAAAGUAUAUUUUUCCUAUGAUAUUUAUUCCACUUCAACAACAAAUUUAACUAAAUUAUUAAAAAUAAUGAUUGAUCGAUUUUAUUCCAGACGUUUAAUGUUAAUAUCCUUAUUAAAAUUACCACUUAUAGAAAUAUCGAUUGUACGUUCAUUUAAACAUACCAUUAUCACCACCACUACAACAAUAAUAAAAAAACCAACUAUCCCAACAACAUUAGUCAAUUAUUUUUAUUCAGUUGAUUAUUUCAGUCCAUUAUCAGUUAAACAAAUGAAUAUUUUUUCAUCAAAAUUAACAACAGCUACCGUAUUGAUGAACAAUAGGACAAACACUAAAAAUGCUCUAGUAUUAUUACUAAAUAAUGUAUCGUUACCAUUGACGAUAAUUCCGUUAUCUAUAAUAAUACUUGGACUAUUAGCAUGUUCAAUUAUUGGAUGUUGUCUUUGUUGUAAAAGACGUUCAUCAUCAUCUUCAACAUUGUUAUUAUCUAAUGGAAGUCAAACCGGUCCAAACAAACAUUUUUAUCAUCAUUAUUAUCAUCAUAAACAUCAUCGUCUACGAAAUUCACAACAAGAUCAACGACAAUAUAUUAGCAAAGGUAUACCUGUUGUAUUUGCUGAAGAAUUAGACGAACGUCCUCAUGAAUCGCAUACACCGCUUGUUAUGCGUAUCGAAAAGCCACCAUUGUAUGAACAAACUACUAUUACAACAACAUCAUCAUCAUCCUUACCUCCAGAAUAUACACCAAUUUCUUCUUUGACACAUUUUAUCUCUUAA
Molecule: messenger RNA, 1185 nt
Organism: Didymodactylos carnosus
Lineage: Eukaryota; Metazoa; Rotifera; Eurotatoria; Philodinida; Philodinidae
Source: the annotation of a GenBank genome assembly